Messenger RNA from Symbiodinium sp. CCMP2456, 2109 nucleotides. Lineage: Eukaryota; Dinophyceae; Suessiales; Symbiodiniaceae. The record is from the annotation of a GenBank genome assembly.
AUGGCGGCUACCCAGGCUGAUGCGCCGGUGGUUGCUUUGAUCGGCAUGCGCGGUGCUGGAAAAACUACGCUGGGCCGAGAUGCUGCCAAAAUGCUUGGCUUUGACUUUGAUGAUUUGGACGAGGUCAUCACUCGUGCGGCUGGCGGAAAGCUUCCACCCCAAAUCGUAGCAGAGCAAGGCUGGGAGGCCUUCCGUGCCUUGGAGGCGGACUGCUUUCAGAAGGCGGCCUCGGGCAGCAAGGCCAAGAUCAUCGCCUGCGGCGGGGGUAUUAUCGAAACCUCUCGGGGCAUGGAUUUGAUGAGCAGCCAUCAUCCCGUGGUCUUGAUUGACCGGCCGAUCGAUGACAUAGUGAAAACCUUGGAGGGUGAUCCGUCCGCCCAAGUUCACAGAGCAUCUCUCGGGGAGCAUCCCAGGGACACCUACAAGCGCCGCCUUCCAAAAUAUGUGCAGGCCGCUGACUUCCGCUUUCCAGUGGCCCUAGGGGAGUCAGAUUUGCACUCCCUGACGUCCGCUUUUGCCCGCUUUGUCAGUUCUGCCGUGGGCUGCCUGUCUCCGGCUGUAGUGAGCGACUCCUUCUUCAUCACGCUCACCGCAGCUGACUACGGCGAGGUUUCUGCGGAGAUUCUCCGCUCAGCUGCCCGAGCUGCAGAUGUGCUGGAGUUCAGGGUCGACCUCCUCGGUUCGCUGGAUCAUGGCAACAUCGUGCACCAGGUGGCCCUCGUGCGUCGGAUCGCUCCCGGCACUCCUUUGCUGUACACUGUACGUUCCGUGGAUCACGGAGGGAAGUUCGCAGGGUCUGAGGAUGAGUAUUUUGAGCUGAACAUCCUAGGGCUUCAGCUUUGCGCUGAAUUCCUAGACGUGGAAUGUACGUGGAGUACUCCGAAGAUUGCAGCACUCGCGGCAAGAAAAGGUCCUACGAAGUUGGUCGGCUCAUACCACAACUUUGACAGGAUGCUCGAUCGGACUGAGCUGGCGGAUGUGUACAAGAAGUGCUUGCUCGAGGGCACAGCGGCCAUCGCGAAAGUAGUGGUGAAGCCACAAGUAAGGGAGGACAACUGGGCCGUGCAGGAAGCAGGGAAAGCUUCGGUCCCAGAUACAGCAGCGUUUAUUGGGCUCUGCCUUGGCGAGACUGGAAAGCUGUCCAGAGUGCUCAAUCAGGUUAUGUGCCCCUCUAUGCAUCCUGGGUUGACUCCAGGUGCUCCCGGGCAAAUGUCCGUGAAAGACAUUCUUUCCAUUAGAAGAUCCCUGAGCCUUUUCGGCACAUCUAGACAGUUCGCGGUUAUCAGCCCCUGGGAAAGUUCCUGCACAACAGAGUGCAGCAAAGUGUCUGGCUUUUACAGGGACAUGUUCAGCGCGUACUUCAGGCUAGCUGGAUUGCCUCAUGCUUGCAUCGUGGACUACGCAAGCACAGCCGAAGAGGCUUCUCGCUUGGCAUGCCUGGCAUCGACUGGUGGCACACUCCUUCUGGACGUCCUGUGUGGACACUAUUCUCCAGAAGUUGAGGAAGCGACAGGGCUAUGCCUAUCGACUUUGGCAAAAUCGUCCACCUAUGUCGACUGCAUCGCUGCUGGUGACACAAAGCCUGCGGGCCACAGCGUGAAGUCACAGGCGCUCGUAGACAAGCUGGAGACCAAGGCCCAGAAGAGGACGGUGCUUGUCCUCGGUUCGGGCCCAUCGAAGAAUGCCAUACUUGGAGGCCUUCGUGCUGCAGGCUUCGAGGAGACUCGUGUUUGCGACGUUACAGGCUCGAGCGGCGCUGCAUCCUCUGAGCUGUGGGAACCCAGCGAGGUUCGGAGCUGCAAGACUUUAGACGUCGUGGUGUCUCUCGAGUCAGAGUGGCCUGCUGACCUGCUCGACGAAACCUUCAAACCAGUUUUCCAGGCGUUGAAGCCAAAAGUGAUAGAUGCAUCUCCGCUCUUUCCAAAUGUGGCUCCAAAGUGGAUGGAAGUUGCAAAGGGUGCUGGCUGCGAAGCCGUGUGCUCGCAUGAGUUCGGGUUGAAAGAGGCUGAGAUUUGCUUGAAGACCUGGCUGGGUGAGGUCAACGAAAGUUGUGUGGCGAAGGCUCGCAGGGAGGUCAGGGAAUCUCAAACUUUCAUCAGGCUGGGGUAG